AUGAGUCCAGUGGAUACGGACGACAUGAUUUUUCCUGGCAAAUAUGCGCUGGAGCGAGUUGACGAAUUCCAAGCGAGAAUCCAACUGGUGGAAAAUUCCAACGAAUCGCUUUUGUCGGCAAAGGAGCAGCAAGCCCAAAAGAUCUCGGACCUGGAGAAGUCAUUGAAAGACCAAGGUGAUGCGCUGACGACACUCAAAGAGGAGAACACGAUUCUUCGUGAAAGCUUGGCACAGAUCCGCGCUUCCAUUCAGCAACUGGCGAAGGCUAAGUUGGAAACACAACAGAGUCUUUUUGACAACAAUUUUCAACAAUUCCGCGAAUCACUCGACAAAAAACCGAAAGAAGUGGAAUGGAAAUUGGUUGAAAGAAAUUCGGUGAUCGAGGGCUUACGCCUUCCACUAAGCAACAUUGCGAAGACUGUUGAAAGCCGCAAGAAAGAGAUUGUCAACGAGAAAGAAAGGCUAGACAUGUACACCAAAUCUCAUAAUAUGCUAUCAAACGCUUGGAUCAUAGUGAAUCAGCGAGUGCCCAUGGAGACGAAUUCUGAUGGAAGCACCGUUAAGCGCAAGAAUAGCAUGGUUGGUGAGGACCAAGGCUCAGCGAAGCGCCAGUCUACCUCGGCGGGACCUGAGGCUACAGGUGAUGGUAGUUUCACUUCCACACACGGUAGUGACUAA
Molecule: messenger RNA, 678 nt
Organism: Fusarium fujikuroi IMI 58289
Lineage: Eukaryota; Fungi; Ascomycota; Sordariomycetes; Hypocreales; Nectriaceae
Exons: 1
Coding region: 1-678 (225 amino acids)
Source: RefSeq, a predicted model, not a curated record